ACUAAACUAUUAAACUAGCAAAGAUAUAUCAAGAAAAUGCCUUCCGAUUCUUAUACUUGUGACCUUGAUCCAGAUACAAAUAGUACUCUUAAAAUGUAUCUUUUCAAGAACGUUGAGAAUGUGGAGGAAAUCCGGAACAAUAUUAUCAAAGGAGCGUGGAACUGCACUGUGAUCAAGCCCAGCUUGAUACUGGACCCUUUCCAAGUGGUCGCCGCCGCGAACCGCGCCGCCGUGUCGGCGAAACUUGGCUCCAUGGUCACGAGAACAGUCUAUGCUGAGAUUCUAUACAAUUUGUCUUUAACCAAGAACAUUUCGCAGAGUUUAAGCAAGUUUGGAGUUGAGAAAGACCCAAAUAUGCUCGUCUGUUUCAUCACGUCUGUAGAUAAAGAUGAGAGCAAUGAUAUCGUACCUUUGAUAAAGGGAGAAAUAUGUCCAAUGUCCGAGCUCACACAGUUUACCAAUUUGAAAGACUUGAAAAGUGUGUAUAAGCUAAAUAAGGUGGAUUGUAAGAGUAAUAACGAUUUGUUGGACAUUGUUGUGAGUAGGAUGGUUACAAAAAACUUUGUGUCACAUUAAAACUAUCCCAAAUAUGUUUUUAGUGCAAAGCAUUUUUUAUGAACUAUAUCUUAGGGUGGUAUUCCACCUGUCCAAUAUCUUGGUCCAAUGUCGUUGCGUCUCACUCUCUCAUUAAGCAAAAUGUGAGACAAAAUACACAUUGGACCAAUAUAUUGGACAGAUGGAAUACCACCCUUAGACUUUAGAAUUUUUUAUGAAAACAUUGUCACAUAUUGUAGGUAAAUACAGAUAUACAGGAUGAUUCAUGAGACGUGAGCAGGACUAAUCCUGCACACUCAGUAACUGAUAAUUGAUCGAUCACCGUCGUAUUUAGGAGAAACAACAACACUUUUUCCUAUUUUUUAACUUAUUGGUGUUGGCAAAUUUAAUUCUCAACAAUCAUGGUCACCCUACAGGACCUAAUUAAUAAACAUAAAUCCUCUUUAACCGUAAUGGCAUUUUGAUUACGAAGAAAAUAAACUGUCAAACUGGAGUGAGAUACGAGUUUUCAAAAGUAACUAGACCGUGAUGACAGUAAUGACAUUCAAUUUGACACUGAAUAUCGGUAGUUUAGCAUUCUAAUUUUAGGGUGACCAUGCAUGUCGUAAAAAAAUUAAUAAGUUUUUUUUACAACACAACUAGAAAAUUAACAUUAACCUCACUAAUACUGAUAUGUAACAGUUGCUUAUAAUUAACGAUAUGCGCAGUGUUAGUCCUGCUCACGUCUCCUGAAUCACCCUGUAUAAUAUGUACAGGAAAGAGGGAAUUUUAAAAGAACACAAUUUAUGUACCAUGUUUUAUUUCAACAACAACAAUUUUAAAUUGUAUAAUGUACAAUUAAAUUACACAAUUUGUAAAAGCCACUAAUUAAAUCAACUUUACAAAUGCAUA
This is a messenger RNA of Cydia splendana, 1446 nucleotides long. Its product is annotated as EKC/KEOPS complex subunit Tprkb-like. Gene Ontology annotation, biological process: tRNA threonylcarbamoyladenosine modification. The record is from RefSeq and is a predicted model, not a curated record. The transcript has a single exon. The coding region runs from base 37 to 576 and encodes 179 amino acids. Lineage: Eukaryota; Metazoa; Arthropoda; Insecta; Lepidoptera; Tortricidae. Gene Ontology annotation, cellular component: EKC/KEOPS complex; cytosol; nucleus.